Molecule: messenger RNA, 2034 nt
Organism: Mesoplodon densirostris (Blainville's beaked whale)
Lineage: Eukaryota; Metazoa; Chordata; Mammalia; Artiodactyla; Ziphiidae
Gene: BCAS1
Product: brain enriched myelin associated protein 1
Exons: 13
Coding region: 1-1839 (612 amino acids)
Biological process (GO): myelination
Source: RefSeq, a predicted model, not a curated record
AUGGGUAACCAAAUGAGUGUUCCCCAAAGAGUGGAGGACCAAGAGAAUGACUCGGAAGCAGACACUCACAAGGACCAGGCAUGUGGUCAAAAUGGGAUGCCGGUGAUGGUAUCCACCCACUCCGUUCAACCCUACCAUGAAGUUGAUUUGGAAACAAGUGUCCAGGAGGAUAAUGUGGCCACUUCUUCCCCCAAGACAAUGGAGAUAAGCGCUGUUGCGGAUGCCAAUGGGAAGAAUCUUGGGAAGGAGGCCAAACCCCAGACACCAGCUGCUAAAUCUCGUUUUUUCUUGACACUCUCUCGGCCUGUACCAGGACGUACCGGAGACCAAGCCACGGAUUCAUCCACUGGACCAGUGAAGCUUGAUGUCAGCUCCGAUAAAGCUCUAGGGAACAAAGACCCGAGUGAGCCCAUGGCACUUCCAGUGGCAGCUGCACUGGGAUGUGACCCAGAUAAAACCCCCGUGCAGACCCCGGCCCAAGCCGAGGGCCUCUCUGCCACUUUGGGACCAGAGUCUCGUCUAUCUGAGUCCGGGGGGGCAGCCCCCUCCAAGCCCAAGGACUCCAGCUUCUUUGACAGACUCUUCAAACUGGACAAGGGACGGGACAAGGCCCUCGUGGACCACCAACAGGAAGCCAAGCGUGCAGAGCAUCACCAGCCCACCGCCGAAACUCCUGGAUUCUCCACGCAGUCGGACGAUGUCCCUGCAGAGAGGGACAUAGCUGACGGCACGGGAGACGAAGGACAGGAAAUCCCAACUGUGAGUUGCUCUGUCCCCGGGGUCCCUGAAGGACUGGAGGUGGCAAAGGAGGACCCCCAGACAGAGAAUAAUAAUUCCAUCAUGAGCUUCUUUAAAACUCUGGUUUCGCCUAACAAAGCUGAAACAAAAAAAGAUCUGGAAGACACGGCAUCUAAAGCAGAAAGUGUCUGUGAUGGACAAGCUGGGCAGAAGACAUCCGAGAUCCAGGCUAAAGGCACCAAGAAAAAGCAUCUGCAUAGCCCCAGGCUAGGACUCGCCUUUAGAAAAUUCUUUAGGCAUAAGGGUGCCGAAAAGUCACCCGCCACUUCAGCCGACCUCAAGUCAGACAAAGGCAAUGUUACGCCCCAGGAGCCCCAAGGGGCUGCCAAGAAUUCUACAUCCACUGAAAUAGCAAAGGAAGGUGCCAAGGAAAAGGGGGGCCCCACCUCUCUGCCUCUGGGCAAACUGUUCUGGAAAAAGUCAGUUAAAGAGGAUUCAGUUCCCACAGGUGCAGAGGAGAAUGUGGUGUGUGAAUCACAGGUAGAGGCUGUAAAGUCCGAAGAAGUAGAAUCAGCCUUACAAACAGUGGAUCUCAGCGAAGAAGGAGAUCGCACACCUGAACCCGCAGAAGACACGCUCAAGAGAGCAGAACGCAAAACACCAAGACCCUCCCUGAUGGCGCUUCUCAGACAGAUGUCAGUGAAAGGGGAUGGAGGGAUCACCCACUCAGAAGAAAUAAAUGGGAAAGACUCCAGCUACCAAGCCUCAGAGUCCACUGAGAAGGCGGUGGUGCCGCCGGAGUCAGAACCGGCAGCCGCUGGCCAGAAGGGCAAAGAGGGCUCCUCCAAGGACAAGAAGGCGUCUGCCGAGACCGAGAAGCAGAAGGGCAGCAAGCAGGAAGCCAAAGAGCCGGCCCCGCGCGUGGAGCCGGCCCCGGUGGAGGGGAACUCGCUGCGGGACGGGGACAAGUCCCAGAAGAGGCUCGAGAAGCGGCGACAGUCCCUCGGGGGCUUCUUCAAGGGCCUGGGACCAAAGCGGAUGUUGGACGCUCAAGUGCAAACAGACCCCGUAUCCAUCGGACCAGUUGGCAAAUCCAAGUAAACAAAUCACCACGGUUCCCACCAAGUUCUGCCAUCAAGAGGUCUUCUCCCUACUCCAUGUCCUCCCCAGCCCAGCUCCAUGUAUAUAUUUUUUCUUCGGAUGGCCAUCAAAUGAAAUUCUGCCUACAAAUGAAGCCUGAGCUGUUGUAUAUUGAGGUGUAUUAUUUCUGUCUCUGGUCCAGUCUUUCCUGGUAAA